AUGCCUCCCGCUACGCAGCAAGAGUCCCAGCCCUCGGGAGAGACAGGGCAAGGUGGAAGUCCCGGAGGCUGGAAAGAUCGUGAACCGCCGCCUCCUUAUGAUGGCCGGAAUCCCGACAAGACGUUCUCUAAGUGGCUCAAGGAGAUCAAGCUUUGGGAGUAUGAGACGGAGGUUCCGAAGAACAAGUGGGGCGCAAAACUUCUGAGGCAACUUAGCGGCACAGCCAGGGCAGCAGCUGAGGGCCUCACCUUCGAGGAGAUUGCGUGCGAGAAGGGCAUGGAAAACGUGAUGAAAGUGCUCAAAGAACACUUUGCCCCUCACUUGGAGACGAGCCUGCCUAAGGCAAUGGAAGCGGCGAUCUACGGAGAUGUGAGAAGUGCUCGGAAAGGUUUUGCUGAGUAUGUGAUCAGAAUGGAGCAUGCCUUUAAGGAGCUUGAGAGAGAGGGGGUCACGUUCCCACCGAUUGCUGCUGGGUAUGUCAUUUACCGCCACGCCAACUUGACUGAGGUGCAGGACAAUCAGAUGAUAACGUGGUGUGAAGGAAAAUAUGACAAGCCCACCAUCAUAAAGAACCUCCGGAAGCUCGAGAUGGUGGUCCACGAGAAGAAGUGGGGCAUCUUCUUUGGAGAAGAGGAUGAAGAGGGCCAGGCUCCGGACGGCGAGUUCGGGAACGAGGCCUUCCCCGUGGACGUUGAUGUGGAGUACGAGAGCGACGAGGACGACGAUUACGUGUACAUCAAUGCUGGCAAGGGUGCUGGUGGAGCGCCAGGCCGGGGGAAGGGCAGGCCUACCUUUGCUCCCCGAAGUCGAGAGAAAGUGCGCUUCAAUGGUGGCAAAGGCGGCAGUGCUUCGAAAGUACACAUUGACCAGCUGAAGCUCAGGACAAGGUGCGCCCGCUGCGGAUGCAUAGGUCACUGGGCAAAGGAGUGCCGUGGAGUUCCGGAUGCCCGCGGCCGCCAGCACUUGGAGAGCCAGAGGAGCUCGGCUGCCCCGACAACAUCCUCAACACGUUCGGGUUUCUUUGUGACCGGGCAAAGCCCAGGAGGUGCAGCCAGCUUCUUUGGAAAAGUGGUCGAAAACGGAGAGCAGCCCGAGCCUGAUGCAAGCUAUGUUCCGCUGUUUGACCAAGUCAUGAAUGCCGUGUGCAGGAGAAGGUCAUCGUCAAGGACAACGGAGAGCGACCAGGAUCGAGGCCAGAGUGCUGAGUCUUUCGUGGGUGCGGUCACCUCAUCUAAGCAAGGUGUGAUAGACACGGCAGCCCAAGACGGGCUCAUAGGCAAGCCGGCUAUGCUUCGUUUGGUUGACUCUCUAAGAGAACGUGGUCUUGGGAUUAGAUGGACGGGCAAGCGAGCGCAGGCCACCGGAGUCGGGGGCCGUGCCACGGUCAUCGGUGUCAUCGAGGCACCCAUGGGCAUUGCAGGGGUCAACGGGCUGGUGGAGAUGACGGUAGUUCAGGAGGACAUUCCCCUGCUACUUCCCAUAAAGCUUCUUCGACAGCUCAGGGCGAUUGUCGAUUUGGACGAGCAGAUGCUGGUGCUCAAGAAGUUCGGGACCAAGGCCAGUCUUUGUGACCUUCCGUCAGGGCAUAUUGCAGUGGAUGUCAUGGCGUUUGCACCGGAGGGUUGGAGCCUGCCGUGA
Messenger RNA from Symbiodinium sp. CCMP2592, 1638 nucleotides. Lineage: Eukaryota; Dinophyceae; Suessiales; Symbiodiniaceae. The record is from the annotation of a GenBank genome assembly.